Pneumocystis murina B123 is the source of this 1633-nucleotide messenger RNA. RefSeq lists its product as hypothetical. The coding region runs from base 41 to 1105 and encodes 354 amino acids. NCBI's taxonomy places the organism in Eukaryota, Fungi, Ascomycota, Pneumocystomycetes, Pneumocystales, Pneumocystaceae. The record is from RefSeq and is a predicted model, not a curated record. The transcript has 4 exons.
GAAGGUUCAUCAAAACCUUGUAUCUAAAAAACAAACGCCGAUGCGUCGGAAACUACGACAAAAAGCUACAUCAGCCUCAGUUCAAGGAAGAAUGGGGACAGCUAAAUCAUCUAAACUUAAAAAUACCCAUACAUCAUCAAUCCUUCCUUCUUUACCACGGAAAAGAGGACGGCCGUCCAAGAAACAAGAAAUAAAGACAGAAGAAGGAAUGAUAGAAGCAUCAAAGAAGGAAUUAAAAGAGAUUCAAACAAGUAAAAAUAAGGAAAAUAAUGAAAAAGAAAAUUUAACUCAAAAACAAAAACAAAUAAAAACUCCAUUAUCACAUAAAGAGCGAGGAUUAAGUGUUAGUUUAGUGGUUGGAAAAAGCGGAAUUGCACGGGUUGUUCAAGAAGAAAUAGAUGUGGUAGUUUCAGCACCACAAGCAAAUGUACGUAAUGGGACAGGAUUAAUGGAACGUGUACUUUCGACUCAAGCCCAUGGGAUACCUUAUCAAGCGGAAUAUAAACGACCGAAUGAUAGUUUAGCAUUUAUAACGAAUAGAGAAGGGUAUGUUCGUGUAGAACCAUUAACUGGAGUUUUAUCACCUCAGCUUCCAACGCCUAUGGAUUCGGAUUUUUAUAUGGAUAUUAAAGGACAAGAAAUGAUGAACAUUCAGAGUUUAUUAAGCCCAGAAAGUCAAUGGGAAAGUUCAGGAGAUGAUAUAACAGAUGAAGAAGAUAUUAUGGAUGCACGUGUGGCAAUGAAGAAAUUAAUUGAUAAAAGACGUACAGUAGGUUUAGGCUUAGACGAAUUUCUGGGAAGUGAUGUAUUAAAUACACCAUCAUUUCGAGUGGGAAAACGGCAACGAAAACUUUCUUGCAAAGCAUGUCAUAUGACAUUUCGACAACUUUGGAUUUUACAUGCCCAUGAAAAAAAAUGCAAUAUCAAACAAACUCCAUUUCUUUCUUCCGACUAUUUCGAUGAUACUAUCGAAGAUGCAAUUUCUUAUUUUCAUGAAGAUACACGCUCAGAACAAAGUAUUUCAUCACCAAUUCUUCCUGAGUCCAUCCCCCUAUCUAAAUUCAUUGAACAUUCUACACCGCGAAAAAACAUUCUCUCAUCUUAGACAUUAAAUAGGAAAAAUUAUAUUUUUUUAUUCAACAAAAAAAAAGAUAUAUUUUAACAUAACAAUUCACUAUAGCAAAAAUAUUCAAUAAGAAGCAUUUGGACAAUUUUAUAUCCAACUUUUCCAAUCCAUAUUUGCUUUAAUCCAAAAAGAAAUAAUUAUUCAUAAUGAUGCCGGGAAAUAUAAUAUUAAUAAGUGUAGAGUAAUAUUCAUCUAUUUAUGUCGAAUUUAUUAACUUGCAUUAUUUAAUCACCACUUUUCUUGGGGAUUUGCUUUAAACUGUUCAUAUUCUGAUCGAUUAAAGAAAGAUAAUUCUGUUUCAUUCUCUAAAUUAGCAAGAAAUAACUGUUAUUUAUAUAUUUGAAAAAAUUACAUACCUACACCGCAACGUUCAAGUGUCAUACAUGGAUCUAGUAUCCAUUCAUCAUGGUCCAAAUUAAUAAUUCUAUUUGAUGUCUAUUUAUUCAUAUUAUUUAAUCACUUUAUACAAAUAUAUUAAAUUUUACCUUGGCACUUUGUGAAUGAACA